Hydra vulgaris (swiftwater hydra) is the source of this 2933-nucleotide messenger RNA. The record is from RefSeq and is a predicted model, not a curated record. Lineage: Eukaryota; Metazoa; Cnidaria; Hydrozoa; Anthoathecata; Hydridae.
AUGGAAAAUAAUUGCGAUAUUGAUGGCACAGAAUUAUUUGACGAGUUGAAAUUUGUAUCUACCCUUUUGCCUAAAGAUACUCUUGGACGUCCGCUAAAUGUCUUGAACUAUAUAAAAUCAAGUGAAUCGCAAAUUGUGGUUCUUAAUAUUUGGAUUUUAUUACGAAUGUCUGUCAAACUAAUUACUAUUGCAAUUAAAAAACUUCCCCAAGAAGUGUUGAACACGCUUGCACAUGAAUUACCCAAUGACUGGAAAAAGCUUGCUCGUAGAUUGGAUAUUGGCGAUAAAAAAAUUGAUUGUGUGUUGAGUGAGUUUAAUACUGCCUUUGAACAAACCUAUCAAAUUCUAAACAGUUGGAUUAGAAAGUAUCCUAACAAAGUAUGGAAAGAUAUUAAAAAUGGAUUGGUUUAUUGCGAAAGAAACGAUGUAAUUGAUAAGUGUGAACGAAAACUAUCUUUAAAUUCAAUGUUUCGUGUCCAACCCUCUAUGGAAAAUUUCCAUCCACGUAAAAAAGAACUUGAUGAAAUACAUCGUUGUUUAGUCGAGAAACAAGAUAAAAAAAAGCCUUUAGUAUUAUGUGGAAUGUCUGGCGUUGGAAAGACACAAAUAGCCAGAAAAUAUUGUGAAGAAUAUAGAAAGUUUUAUGAAAACAUUAUAUGGAUAGAUGCGGCAUUUGGAAAAUUAAGUACUUCAGUGGAAGCCCUUUAUCAAAAACUAGAUUUUGUUGUUGAAGAUUCAAAAAAAUUUACAAAAAACAAUUCUUUUGAUAUUAUUGCAGCUAUUGAAAAAAUACAUAACUAUUUUAAAAACGAAAACACUUUGUAUAUUUUUGACAACAUUGACAAUGAAAGUGUUAGAAACUUUAAAAUUUACAUUUCAACAAAACCGAAGUCUUUUACUUUGAUCACCACUCUAUGGAGAACAUGGUCAAAUAACGUAAAUCUUAUGUCAUUAGAUGUUUUUUCCCCUGAAGAUGCUUUAGUUUAUAUGAAGAACAACAUUAAAACAAAUUCAGACGAAAAGUUAAGAGAAUUAAUAAAAGAGCUUGGUUUUCAUCCUUUUGCCAUCACUCAGGCAAUAAAAUAUAUAAACGCACACUCAAUUGCAAUUGAAAAAUAUUUAUAUCGAUAUAGAUUGCAUCCCGUACAAAUACUAGAUGAUGAUAAAUUUCCAAACGAAGAAGAAUCAAUGUCUGCUGUGCGAACUAUAAAUUUAGUUUUAAUGAAAUUAGAAAAUGAUGAAAGCAUUUCUUUAAAAUUACUGAACUGUUUAUCACAUUGCGAUGGUCAAAAUAUCAGCAAACAUUUUAUAGUUCAGAUUUCGAAAUAUAUUGGAAUAAAAGAUGAAUACUUGGUUGAUGACGCCAUAAGAUUACUGGUCAGUUAUUCCUUACUAGAUUAUUUAGACGAUGAAAAAUAUUCAAUGCACGAUCUAACACAGUUGUCAUGUAAAUAUUUUCAAAGUAAGAAUUCCAGUACAAAAACAUUCCACAGUCUUAUGGAAAAUUAUUUUAGAUUCGAGUUAAAAGAUAUAGACAAUCAUGUUGAUUACGGAAAAGACUUUGUUUUUCAUUUUUUGAAAAUGUUUCGAAAAAAUAAAAAAAGUAUGACGGAAUCUUUUCACCGUUUAUCAAGAAUUAUAAAUAAAUUCUUAACAUGUAAAGGUUUAUUUCAAGAAGUAAUUGAAAUACUAAAAGCUGUUCAAAGUUUUAAUGCAGAAACUUAUGGAGAAAAUAAUGAACUAACUCUUGAAACAAAUCAUAAUAUUGCAAUCUGUUUGAGCAAAAUGGGAAAAUGUAACGAAGCUUUAGAAAUUUAUUAUUCUGUUGAUAAAAUACAAACUGAAACUUUAGGUAACAACCAUCCGUCAACAAUUGGUACAAAAAAUAAUAUCGCAACCUGCUUGAGCAAAAUGGGAAAAUAUAACGAAGCUUUAGAAAUUUAUUAUUCUGUUGAUAAAAUACAAACUGAAACUUUAGGUAUCAACCAUCCGUCAACAAUGUCAACAAAAAAUAAUAUCGCAACCUGCUUGAGCGAUAUGGGAAAAUAUAACGAAGCUUUAGAAAUUUAUUAUUCUGUUGAUAAAAUACAAACUGAAACUUUAGGUAACAACCAUCCGUCAACAAUUGGUACAAAAAAUAAUAUCGCAACCUGCUUGAGCAAAAUGGGAAAAUAUAACGAAGCUUUAGAAAUUUAUUAUUCUGUUGAUAAAAUACAAACUGAAACUUUAGGUAACAACCAUCCGUCAACAAUUGGUACAAAAAAUAAUAUCGCAACCUGCUUGAGCGAUAUGGGAAAAUAUAACGAAGCUUUAGAAAUUUAUUAUUCUGUUGAUAAAAUACAAACUGAAACUUUAGGUAACAACCAUCCGUCAACAAUUGGUACAAAAAAUAAUAUCGCAACCUGUUUGAGCAAAAUGGGAAAAUAUAACGAAGCUUUAGAAAUUUUAUAUUCUGUUGAUAAAAUAACAACUGAAACUUUAGGUAUCAACCAUCCGUUAACUAUGUUAACAAAAAAUAAUAUCGCAAACUGUUUGAGAGAUAUGGGAAAAUAUAUCGAAGCUUUAGAAAUUUAUUAUUCUGUUGAUAAAAUACAAACUGAAACUUUAGAUAUCAACCAUCCGUCAAUAUUUAUGACAAAACUCAAUAUUGCACUCUGUUUGAUUAGUAGAAAGGAAGAUGGAAGUUGUUUUUGACGUUGAUUAUUUUUUUUUUUAGUUUUGAUUAUAUUUGAAUAUAUUAUUGACAGUUUAUUUUUUACUAACAAUUUAAAUGAAAUACUUCUUAGUUUAUUAAGUAUUAUAUAAUGUUUUACACUAAAUCUAUUAAUCUUAAUUAGAAAUAAAUAAUUAAAGGUAAUAAUCUUAAUAGUCUUGCGUCACAUCAUGAAAAUGAGAUUUGAUUUAUUUUGAACUGGAUUUUGUUAUUUCUUGAU